CCAACCGCAGUUAAUCAGCAGCCGUCAAGAAACAAAACCGCAACGGGACGGACGGAGAACGACGGGACUGCGGCUGCCGGGCUGCGGCGCCAGGCUCAUCAAGAACGACCGGCAAGAGAACCAGCGGCCGCAGCCCAUGCCUGCACUGCACACUAAAUGCGCGGCGGCGGCACGGGAUCACCUCCGUCCCCCUGUCGCUCUCCAAAACAUCCCGGCCCUGCGACCGUGACCCAAACCGAACCAAGAAACGGAUCGGGAGGCAACGGCGCAAAGCCAGCGCCAUGGCGUCGUCCGUGCCCUCCUCCUCUCCAAUGCUCGCCGCCGCCUUCCUCGUGCUCCUCCUCCUCUCCUCUGCCGGGGCAGGCGAGGCUGCUGCGGCUGCGCCGGCGCCGGCGCCGGCGCUGGACCAGGUGUGCGGGAGGCUGGGCAGCUACUACGUGACCCCAGCCCUCUGCGCGUCCGCGCUCUGCGCCGACCCCUCCGCGCCCUGCCGCGCCGCGCGCGACGCGCCCGCGGUGGCGGCGCUGGCCGCCCGCCUCGCGGCCGACAACGCCACGGCGGCCAGGGACAGCAUCGAGGCCGCCCUCUCCUCCUCCCCGUCGCCGCCAUCCGCGGGCCCUGCCUCCGCCGCCGCUGCGGGCAACAGCAGCGCGGCGGCGGCGGCGGCCGCGCGGUCGUGCCUGCAGCUGUACGCGGGCGCGGUCCCGGCGCUGCGGUGGGCGGCGCGGGCCGUGGCCGCGGGCCGGUACCGCGGCGCGCGGGAGGUGCUGCAGGCGGCGCAGUACGUGGCCGCCGGGUGCGAGGGGAUGGCCGGGGACGCCGCCGCGCUGCCGCGCGAGAACGGCGGGUUCGGCGACAUGGCCUUCGUCGCGCACGCCGUCGUCGCCUCCAUGGCCGCCGACUGACCCGUAUCGAUCUGCCUCCAGCCCGCACAAGUACAGAAGCUCGCUGUAAUAAUCAAUGCGCUGUUGCAGCAACAGCUUGUAUCGUGUCCUGCCAUUGUCGAUCCAUGAACAGGACCUGUGGGCUGUGCCGCUGUGGUGUUUCUCUGAUCCCAUGUAGUAAUUCGAUUCGCACGCUUGAUCUGCUACUGCAAGUAGCCAAGGCCGACUGUGUGAUGCA
Messenger RNA from Panicum virgatum (switchgrass), 1122 nucleotides. RefSeq names its product antifreeze protein Maxi-like. Gene Ontology annotation, molecular function: enzyme inhibitor activity. Bases 282 to 905 code for a protein of 207 amino acids. NCBI's taxonomy places the organism in Eukaryota, Viridiplantae, Streptophyta, Magnoliopsida, Poales, Poaceae. The transcript has a single exon. The record is from RefSeq and is a predicted model, not a curated record.